Molecule: messenger RNA, 1587 nt
Organism: Paraphaeosphaeria sporulosa
Lineage: Eukaryota; Fungi; Ascomycota; Dothideomycetes; Pleosporales; Didymosphaeriaceae
Product: MFS transporter
Exons: 6
Coding region: 1-1587 (528 amino acids)
Biological process (GO): carbohydrate transport; transmembrane transport
Cellular component (GO): membrane
Molecular function (GO): carbohydrate:proton symporter activity
Source: RefSeq, a predicted model, not a curated record
AUGGGCCAAUUCAGCCACCUCAGAGUGAACACGUACAAUCUCUUGCUCGUCAUCUUCGUAGGGCUGGGGACCAUAUCGACGGCCUAUGGCCUCGCGAUUAUCGGGUCGACGGUUGGACAGCCGAACUUCUAUACUUACUUCAAACUUGCGCCAGCAGGCGAACCAGGAUAUGCGCAUACUACGAGCAUGAUUGGAGCCUUGAACGGUGUGAAUAGCGCAGGUGCGAUCUUUGGCUGCCUUUUCAACGCGUGGACCUCCGAGAAGUACUCUAGGAAGUACAGUAUGAUGGGCGGCUGUGUAGUGCUCAUCAUAGGCGGCGCCCUGUGCGCUGGCGCAUACGACAUAGCCAUGUUCCUCGUCGGCAGGUUCAUUGCAGGCUGGGGCGCAGGCAUGCUGGCUUGUGUGGUGCCCAUGUACCAAGCCGAGGUCUCGACGCCAGAAACAAGAGGGGCGAUGGUUUGCGUGACGGGCAUCGCGUAUGCCUUUGGCUACACUCUAGCUGGCUGGCUCGGCUUCGCCUGCUUCUUCAUCCCGGCAGACUCCCCCAAUGCCCAGUUUGCAUGGCGGUUUCCUCUCGCGUUCCAAUGCUUCUUUCCGCUCAUGGUCUUGUGUGGCUGGAAGUUUAUCCCUUUCUCGCCGCGAUGGCUUCUGCAGCAAGACCGCAGCAAUGAGGCCUUGGACGUGGUGAAGAAACUCCACGCUUCCUCCAGCGAUCCAAACCAUGUCCGCGCCCGCGAGGAGUUCUUCCUCAUCGAGAAGCAGUAUCAGCUCGACAGGACUAUGCUAGUCCGUCGCUUCGAGCUCUUCCGUACGCCUGCGAACCGUCGUCGCGCGCUGGUGGGAUUCCUUCUGAUGUGGGGGGAUCAGUUUCUUGGAAUUUUUGUAUUGACGAACUACGGUGUGCUAAUCUACGCGUCUCUUGGUCUGACUGGCUUCGUCCCUUUGCUUCUCAAUGCCUGCUGGACGACCUUCACCAUCAUCGGAAAUUUCUGGACAGCGCUCUACAUCGAUAGGUUCGGACGUAGGACGUUCAUGUUGAUCGGCUCAACGGGCUGCACCGCAUGUGUGAUAUUCCUCUGCGCCUUAACAGCCAAAUACCUAGGAACAACCAAUGUAGCCGGACUGCGGGCGGCCGUGUUCUUCAUCUUCUUCUACAUCUUCUGGUGGUGCUUCUUCAUCGACGCUACCCAAUACGUCUACGUCGCAGAAAUCUUCCCGAACCACCUUCGCCCACAGGGUGUCGCUCUCGGUCUCUCGUCGUUCUAUCUCGCGAGCGAGAUAACGCUUGUUGGGGCUCCAGUCGCGUUGGAGAAGAUCGGGUGGCGGUUCUAUCUCGUACUGAUAUGUCCGUCGGUCGUGUACAUUGUCCUCAUAUACUUUUUGUUCCCAGAGACGAAGGGAAGGACCCUGGAAGAAAUUGGCGCUCUGUUCGGCGACGAGCAGCAUGUUGCUUCGCGGUGGUACGGCAUGUCGGAAGCGGAGAAAGAGAAGAUUGCACACGAAGCUAUUGCAGAACUGCCCGAGAACGGCGAGGAUGCUGGGGUAGGUAUGGAGAAGGCGAGGGCGACGAGGACAGAACAUGCCUAA